Molecule: messenger RNA, 1352 nt
Organism: Exaiptasia diaphana
Lineage: Eukaryota; Metazoa; Cnidaria; Anthozoa; Actiniaria; Aiptasiidae
Product: nocturnin
Exons: 2
Coding region: 1-993 (330 amino acids)
Molecular function (GO): 3'-5'-RNA exonuclease activity
Source: RefSeq, a predicted model, not a curated record
AUGGCUGAUCAAAGUCUGUCAAAUUUGGCUCUUCGCAAGGAUGCCAUAAAAUCAGCCGUUUUAGAACUCAAAGGAUUUCCGAGUUUGCUGGAAAGGUCUUUUAUACCUACAGGAGAUGCUGACAGCUGUUCUGAAAAGGYUGAAUUUCGUGUCAUGCAGUGGAAUGUACUWGCAGACGCAUUGUCAGAAUCAAGCUCAACACAUAACUUCAUCAAAUGUCCAACUCAAGCCUUGACAUGGUCAAAUCGGAAGCACCGUUCAUUGCAAGAAUUGCUCACUUACAACCCAGAUAUCAUUUGCUUACAAGAAGUGGAUCAUUAUUUUGAUUUUUAUCAACCUCAGCUAAAGAAGGUAGGCUAUGAAGGAGCAUUUGUUCCUAAGGUAGAUUCUCCUUGCUUGAAUUCUCCUGAUAACACAGGACCAGAUGGAUGUGCUCUAUUUGUUGAUGAGGAACGCUUUUUGCUGAAAGAUUCAAAAGGAAUUCAGCUUGAAGAUGUUGAUGGUGAAAAAACAAAUCAAGUUGCAUUGUUGGUAGAACUUCUUGACCAAUCAGARGGACAGCUUAUUUAUUGUGCUGUGCUACACUUGAAAGCCAAACCUGAAUUUGAAAAGCGYCGUCUUGCUCAAUGUGAAUUUGUACUGAAAAAGUURAAAGAGUUCAUGAAAGARGAUUCUUGCAAUGUUAUCAUUUGCGGAGAUUUUAAUGCAGAACCAGUUGAACCAAUGUAUGCAUUGAUGCAAAAGGGUAUCAAUGAAAUUCCUCUUCACAGUGCUUACAAAAGUGCAACUUCAGACGAGCCAUUAUUCACAACAUUCAAAAUCCGGCCAAAAGGUGAAGUCGUGCAUACCAUAGACUAUGUAUGGCACUCUGCCAAUAUUAAAGUCACAGGCUAUUUACAAGUGCCACAACAAGAUGAGAUUGGUUGCAAUGGUCUUCCAUGCAUGGCAUACCCUUCUGAUCAUUUAUCUUUGAUAUUUGACUUUUGUAGGUAAAUUUAAUAUUUUCUUUUCUGCUUCAAAGCUCAUCACAUCUCAGGUAUCAAAUAUUAAGACUUCUUUCGUAUAGUAGAGUUUUCAGUGUGUAGAUUUUAGGAACAUUAUAAGCAUGUCAAGCACAUCACUUAAAUUUCAUGAUUACAUCAAGAUCCUAAUUGCCAAUUCUUUUAUUCAAAAUGGCAGACAGUGCAAGGGAAUUAUGAUGUCACAAGCAUUUUAAUUUUAUUUAGUUAGCCUGCAUAGCAUCCCUCUUGGGUUCCCUGUGGACAAGGGCCACUACGCAGGCUACAUUUAAGUUUACUUACAAGUUUGUAUUUACGAAUUAUUUUCUAAUAUAAAACAGUUUUUUUUUUGAA